AUGUCGCAAGUCCCACGCUCCCUCCGCGCCUGCCUGGUCUGCUCCUUCGUCCAAGCACAGUCCAAAUUCGUCAAGCAAGGCUGCCCAAACUGUGAAGCCUUCCUCGAAAUGUCCGGCAGCUCAGACUCCGUCGCGGAUUGCACGAGCGAGGUCUUCGAGGGCCUCAUCACCGUCAACGACACCGAGAACAGCUGGGUGGCCAAGUGGCAGCGGCUGAUCGGGUACGUCCCGGGAGUGUAUGCUACGCAGGUGAAUGGAGUGUUGCCUGAGGAGUUUGCUGCAGCGGCGGAGAAUGCGGGCGUGAGGUAUAUCCCACGCGACGGUUCCGCCAACAACGACGAGUAG
Zasmidium cellare ATCC 36951 is the source of this 345-nucleotide messenger RNA. RefSeq lists its product as uncharacterized. Gene Ontology annotation, biological process: regulation of transcription elongation by RNA polymerase II; positive regulation of DNA-templated transcription, elongation; chromatin organization. NCBI's taxonomy places the organism in Eukaryota, Fungi, Ascomycota, Dothideomycetes, Mycosphaerellales, Mycosphaerellaceae. Gene Ontology annotation, molecular function: zinc ion binding; RNA polymerase II complex binding. Gene Ontology annotation, cellular component: nucleus; DSIF complex. The record is from RefSeq and is a predicted model, not a curated record. The coding region runs from base 1 to 345 and encodes 114 amino acids. The transcript has 3 exons.